AUGGCCGCCACAUUGUGGGCAAGCGAGGACGAAGCCGUGUGGGAAAGCCAUCUCGACGCGAUCGAGCAGCGCAUGAGGGCCAGCGGCAAGACGACGAAGUAUGGGAGCCUGAAGGCAAAAUUGCAGCGCGGCAAAAACUUUCCGUCGCGCCGCCGCCGCCAAGAAACGCACGCACCACGCAGGCCCUGCACAAGAAGUGGACCAAUUUACAAGGCCAGUCCGAGCUCAGCAAGGAAGAUCUAGUACAGGUCGUCGGCUACAAGCUGACGCGCGGCAAGAUGCGGCCGCUCAUGCGCUUCGCCGAAGCUAUGCAUGACAACGAGGUGCGCAAAGCGAGCAAGGCCGCCAUCGCCGCGAUCCCCGACGCGAGAAAAGCCUGCGACGCGCUCACGGCGCUGACGGGAAUUGGGGUGGCGACGGCGUCGGUCUGCCUCGCGGCCGUCGACGACCGCCUCCCCGUUAUGAGUGAUGAAGCUCUAGAAGCGGUCCUCGGCGAGCCGGAGCACUCGAAGAAGUACGACCUCGAUUCUUAUCAGAGGCUGCUGGAGGCCUGCUCGGCGAAAGCGAAGAAGCUCGGGGGCUUGUGGACGCCGCGCGCCGUCGAGGAGGCGCUCUUCUCCGCGUCCCUCGAACAGCCCGCCGCCAAACGCAAGCGCGGCGACUAG
Messenger RNA from Pelagomonas calceolata, 665 nucleotides. The record is from the annotation of a GenBank genome assembly. NCBI's taxonomy places the organism in Eukaryota, Pelagophyceae, Pelagomonadales, Pelagomonadaceae.